Molecule: messenger RNA, 4922 nt
Organism: Lacerta agilis (Sand lizard)
Lineage: Eukaryota; Metazoa; Chordata; Lepidosauria; Squamata; Lacertidae
Gene: PTCH1
Product: patched 1
Exons: 24
Coding region: 438-4316 (1292 amino acids)
Biological process (GO): smoothened signaling pathway
Cellular component (GO): plasma membrane
Molecular function (GO): smoothened binding; hedgehog family protein binding; hedgehog receptor activity
Source: RefSeq, a predicted model, not a curated record
GCGGCGAUGGAGGAGGCGGCGGCGGCGGCAGCGGCUGCUGCAGAGAGCCGGAUCAGCCGGGGAGAAGCGGCAGCAGGAGGCGGAGGAGGACCGGCGGGAACAGACGCGCCGCGCCUCCCGAUCCGGAAUAUCUGCAGCGGCCGAGCUACUGUGAUGCAGGCUUCGCCUUGGAGCAGAUAGCGAAGGGAAAGGCUACUGGAAGAAAAUCACCACUGUGGCUGAGAGCGAAGUUUCAGAGACUGUUAUUUAAACUGGGCUGUUACAUUCAGAAAAACUGUGGGAAAUUUUUGGUGGUCGGCCUUCUGAUAUUCGGGGCUUUUGCUGUGGGAUUAAGAGCAGCCAAUCUCGAAACCAAUGUGGAGGAGCUCUGGGUAGAAGUUGGUGGACGAGUGAGUCGGGAGUUAAGUUACACGCGCCAGAAGAUUGGAGAAGAGGCCAUGUUUAAUCCCCAACUCAUGAUUCAGACACCACAAGAGGACUGCGCCAAUGUGCUAACAGCAGAAGCACUCCAACAGCACCUUGAUUCUGCACUUCAAGCCAGCAGAGUACACGUGUAUAUGUACAACAGACAAUGGAAAUUGGAACACUUAUGCCAUAAAUCAGGGGAACCGAUCACAGAAGGUUACAUGGACAAGAUCAUAGAACACCUUUACCCUUGUUUAAUUAUCACACCUUUGGACUGCUUCUGGGAGGGUGCAAAGUUACAGUCGGGGACUGCAUAUCUACCAGGGAAGCCCCAUUUGCAGUGGACCAACUUUGACCCCUUAGAAUUCUUGGAGGAGUUAAAGAAAAUAAACUCGCAAGUAGAUACCUGGGAAGAAAUGCUGAGUAAGGCAGACGUUGGACAUGGGUAUAUGGAUCGACCUUGCCUGAAUCCUGAUGAUCCUGACUGUCCUAUCACAGCGCCCAACAAAAAUUCAACCAAACCUCUAGACGUGGCCCUUGUUUUAAGUGGUGGAUGCUAUGGGUUAUCCAAAAAAUAUAUGCAUUGGCAGGAAGAGCUGAUCAUUGGUGGCACAAUUAAAAAUGGUACUGGGAAACUUGUCAGUGCCCAGGCUUUACAAACCAUGUUUCAGUUAAUGACUCCUAAGCAGAUGUACGAGCACUUCAAGGGGUAUGAGUAUGUUUCGCACAUCAACUGGAACGAAGACAAAGCAGCUGCAAUUCUGGAAGCCUGGCAGAGGAUGUAUGUUGAGAUCGUCCAUCAGAGUGUGGCACAAAACUCUACACAGAAGGUGCUUUCCUUUACUACAACUACCCUGGAAGACAUCCUAAAAUCGUUUUCUGAUGUCAGCGUUAUCAGAGUUGCCAGCGGCUACCUAUUAAUGCUUGCCUAUGCCUGUUUAACCAUGCUGCGGUGGGACUGUGCUAAAUCCCAGGGUGCCGUGGGGCUGGCAGGAGUCUUGCUGGUUGCACUCUCAGUAGCUGCAGGAUUGGGGCUGUGCUCAUUGAUUGGGAUUUCCUUUAAUGCUGCCACAACUCAGGUUUUACCCUUUCUUGCUUUAGGAGUUGGUGUAGACGAUGUCUUCCUUUUGGCACAUGCAUUUAGUGAAACUGGGCAGAACAAGAGAAUUCCAUUUGAGGACAGAACAGGAGAAUGUCUGAAACGCACUGGGGCAAGUGUGGCCCUUACUUCCAUCAGUAAUGUUACUGCAUUCUUCAUGGCUGCCUUAAUCCCGAUCCCUGCUCUGCGGGCAUUUUCACUCCAAGCUGCUGUGGUUGUGGUCUUCAACUUUGCCAUGGUUCUGUUAAUUUUCCCUGCUAUUUUGAGUAUGGAUCUGUACCGCCGUGAAGAUCGGAGAUUGGAUAUAUUCUGUUGUUUUACAAGCCCAUGCGUUAGCAGAGUGAUUCAGAUUGAACCUCAAGCAUAUGCAGAGGCUGGUGACAGCACGCGCCACAGCCCUCCACCGCCAUACAGCAGCCACAAUUUUGCACACGAAACCCAAAUCACAAUGCAGUCCACUGUCCAGCUUCGCACUGAAUACGACCCUCAUACCCAGGUUUACUAUACCACCGCAGAACCUCGCUCAGAAAUAUCUGUACAACCAGUCACAGUGACACAAGAUAACCUCAGCUGCCAGAGCCCAGAAAGCACCAGGUCAUCCAGGGAUCUCCUUUCCCAGUUCUCGGAAUCUACACUGCAUUGUCUUGAGCCACCCUGUACGAAAUGGACACUCUCCUCUUUUGCUGAAAAGCAGUAUGCUCCGUUCCUACUAAAACCAAAAGCAAAGCUUGUGGUUAUUUUUCUUUUUCUGGCCUUACUUGGCCUCAGUCUUUAUGGAACUACUCGUGUGAGAGAUGGACUUGAUCUUACAGACAUUGUGCCACGGGAGACACGGGAGUAUGACUUCAUUGCAGCCCAGUUCAAGUACUUCUCAUUCUACCACAUGUAUGUAGUUACGCAGAAAGCAGAUUAUCCCAACAUCCAGCACUUACUUUAUGAGCUUCACAAAAGUUUCAGCAACGUGACGUAUGUUUUGUUGGAAGAGAACAAGCAGCUUCCCAAAAUGUGGUUGCACUACUUUAGAGACUGGCUGCAAGGGCUUCAGGAGGCUUUUGAUCGCGAUUGGGAAUCUGGGAAGAUCACAUACAACAAUUACAGAAAUGGAUCCGAAGAUGCUGUUCUGGCUUACAAGCUUUUGGUUCAAACAGGCAUCCAAGACAAACCCUUUGAUAUUAGCCAGUUGACUAAACAACGCCUGGUGGAUGCAGAUGGAAUCAUUAACCCCAAUGCUUUCUACAUCUACCUGACAGCCUGGGUUAGCAAUGACCCCGUGGCAUAUGCUGCUUCUCAAGCCAACAUCCGGCCCCACCGUCCAGAAUGGUUCCACGAUAAAACAGACUAUAUGCCAGAAACCAGGUUGAGAAUCCCAGAAGCUGAGCCUAUUGAAUAUGUCCAGUUUCCUUUCUACCUCAAUGGACUGCGCGACACUUCUGACUUUGUGGAAGCUAUUGAGAAAGUGAGAGCAAUCUGCAAUAACUACACCAGCCUCGGGGUUCCCAGCUACCCCAAUGGAUACCCGUUUCUCUUCUGGGAACAGUAUAUUGGUCUCCGUCAUUGGCUCCUUCUGUCCAUCAGCGUGGUUCUGGCGUGUACAUUCCUGGUGUGUGCCCUCUUCCUUCUGAACCCUUGGACAGCUGGGAUCAUUGUGGUGGUGCUGGCUCUGAUGACGGUGGAACUCUUUGGCAUGAUGGGUCUUAUUGGGAUAAAACUGAGUGCCGUGCCUGUAGUCAUCCUGAUUGCUUCUGUUGGAAUUGGAGUGGAGUUCACUGUUCACAUUGCCUUGGCCUUUCUGACUGCCAUAGGAGACAAGAACCGCAGGGCUGUCCUUGCCUUAGAACACAUGUUUGCACCUGUGUUGGAUGGAGCUGUGUCUACGCUGCUCGGUGUAUUAAUGCUUGCAGGAUCCGAGUUUGACUUUAUUGUCAGGUAUUUCUUUGCUGUUUUGGCAAUUUUAACAAUCUUGGGUGCUUUGAACGGACUGGUGCUACUCCCCGUUCUCCUUUCCCUUUUCGGACCAUAUCCUGAGGUUUCCCCAGUCGAUGGAAGGAGCAGGUUACCUACGCCAUCUUCUGAGCCUCCCCCAAGCAUUGUGAGGUUCACCAUACCACCUGGCCAUGCACAGAACGGGUCAGAUUCUUCUGAUUCUGAGUACAGUUCUCAGACCACGGUAUCUGGAAUCAGUGAGGAGCUCCAUCAGUAUGAGUCCACUCAAAGAUCUGGUGCCCCGGUCCGCCAAGUAAUUGUUGAAGCAACUGAAAAUCCAGUAUUUGCCAGGUCCACUGUGGUUCAGCCGGAUACAAGGUAUUAUCAGCCAAGCCCAAGAUCACAGGCUUACCAAGAGUCUGGACCCCAGCAAACCUGGCAUCAAAAUAAGCAGCCCAAAAGAGAACCAAGGGUAGGACUCCGGCCACCCCCUUACCGGCCGCGCAGGGAUGCUUUUGAAACGUCUACUGAUGGGCACUCCUGCCCUAGUAACAGGGACUGCUCUAGCCAGAGAGCUCGUUCUCAGAACAACAGAAACGCAGCCUUCACUGCCACGGGCACUUCGGUGCCUGCGUACGGCCAGCCUAUCACUACUGUGACUGCCUCAGCGUCAGUGACUGUCGCUGUGCACCCUCCUAUGCACGGCCACAAUACUCGCGGAGGAGGCUUUCCAUCCUACGAGGGAUACCACGAAAGCGACCAUGGACAAUUUGAGGACCCUCACGUGCCUUUUAAUGUCCGGUGUGAGAGGAGGAACUCUAAAGUAGAAGUAAUAGAAGUGCAAGAUGUUGAAUGUGAAGAGAGGACUCGUGGCAACAGCUCGGAUUAAGGGAAAUAACUGAAGCAAAGAAGAGGCCAAAGAUGGGAAACCUCCUCUUUCCAGAACUGCUUGAAGAGAAACUGCUUGAAGUUAUGGAGACGGACAAUGCUGCAUCAGGGCAACAGUUCACCAUUACUGUAACCUAUUGUAUUAUUUUGUGAAAUAUUUCUAUAAAUAUUUAAAAGAUGUACACAUAUGUAAUAUACAAGAGAAACCGUGUAAAGUAGUAUAAUCUGGAGUUUUUUUUUGACUCCUGUUUAACGGAGUGGGGACUGUUUUGUUUGUGCUCUGUUUGUACAUUGAUCUCUGUGCCACAACUAAGCUUAAUCUAGUCGUAAAUUUCAGCAUAUGUUUGCUGCUGCUUAAAAUAUUGUAUAAUUUACAUGUAUAAUUCUAUGCAAAUAUUGCUAAUGUAUUAGGGUUUGUUUGUGUGUUUGUUUGUUUUGUAAAGGUACAUAUGUGUGUGUGCGUGUGUUAAAGUAUUUUUUAAAAAUUCCAUAUCACAGCCCUGUGGUAGUGAUAUGUUUCUGUUAACUUUCAAACACGCUAUGCGUGAUAAUUUUUUUCUUUUUCUGUUUUUCCCCUUUUUUAAAAAAAAACAACCAAGCAGAUAUG